Ectocarpus sp. CCAP 1310/34 is the source of this 4045-nucleotide messenger RNA. NCBI's taxonomy places the organism in Eukaryota, Phaeophyceae, Ectocarpales, Ectocarpaceae. The record is from the annotation of a GenBank genome assembly.
AUAUACGACACCGGUGUCGUACUUCCUUAUAUACGACACCUACCAUUUCUUGGCCCACAGGGCUCCAAUCGGCGUACAACAAAAUGCGCUGUGUAGCCACGGCCCGCAGCUAUCAGCCCAUACCAUUUUGGGUCAAAUCGGCCAAGUGGUUGCGGAGAAAGAGCCGAAAAUAGGGGGCUCCGCAACUUACCGGGGGGGUGUUAGCGACGUUCCGGUCAUAACUCCUUGCACAGACAUCGCCUGACCGCACGUAAACUCGCGAUGAGUAGAUAAGCUUAUAUACUCUUCAACCACUUGGCCGAUUUGACCCAAAAUGGUGUCGUAUAUAAGGAAGUACGACACCGGUGUCGUAUAUAACACUACCGUUUAUUUCUUAUAGCGAAAAGGUGUUCUAUCUUGCCUCGUCGGCAUCAUGUUGCCUUUCUUUACUCGCGAACGCUUCGCAGUCCUUAUAAGCGGCAUGCCCAUAUUUCGACAAAUCACAGCGCACCUGGCGUACUAUCUUGGGUUGUACGACGAAGCCGAGGCCUCCAUCGAGCGGGCCCUCGAGCUCGGUCAUGAAGAGGACGGCAGCAUGCAGCUGCGCCUGGCCCGAAUGCACGUGCGCAGGGAGAAGGCCGACUCCGCCAGCGCUGAACGGCACCUGCGCUCCGCCCUCGCUUCAUACAGCGAGGCGAUGAAGUUCGUGCGAGUUGCGUCUGAGGCCAUACACUACCUCGAGGUUACGUCCGUGUACCUCAAGCUGAACGAGACGCAGAGAGCGGCCAACGCUCUGUCAACAGUGUUGCUUCGAUGGCCGGCUCUUCUGGUGGACACCGAGAACGACGGGCACGGCAGCGUGCCGGUAAUUGAGGGUGACCGUGCGGAGGUUGACCUCCCCGUCGCCAGCUACGUCCUAGGCGGGGAAAGCAUUUUCUUGCAGGCAAGACUGACAAAGUUAGCGUCCCGCACCAGAUAUUCGUUGUUCGAAUCAGAACCCCAUCGCUAUCGCAUCCGAAGGAGUGUGACACCCAAUGCUAUGGGCCUCUGCUUCGAGACCCUGCGCCAGGAUAAGAUGGCCGCCGAAGCGUACCGACAAGCGUGGAACACCCUGCUCGAGCAACGCCAUGCAUCCGCAGCACCGGCGGGUCAGAAACCUCCGCCGCCUACCACAACCGGCGACCCCUCGAAAACCAGAACAGGUUAUGGAGCCGUUUUCGCAAAGACCGCAAAGAGCGGUGGGGGAAAGGAGGUGGGAGUCGUCCGCGUCGAUGAGAUCGGUGCGAUUCUUAGGCAGGCUCAGCUGGCUCUCGCUGCCAGCAGCAGGAGCACGUCCGCGGCGGGGGGUCGAUCGCGGGAUAGCACCCCCGAGCAGCAGUUGCAGAGAAGCGGUGGUGUGACGAAGAAUAAGACCAUCGUGGAUGCAGCAAAGGCUCGGGCGCUCGGGUUCGAGCUGUGGUGCAAGAACCCCUACACGUGGUUCAAUUACGGGGAGGUUGUCCUGGAGGGCGGCUGCUACGCGCUUACUCUAGCCUUCUUGGCUAAGGCCGUCGCCUUGCUCCCUUCCGGCCUCCUCCAGCAGGAAAAGGGACGCUUCGGCGACGCGCACUCUGCCGCCGAGGAGGCCCGAGAUCUCGAUCCUUUCGGAAAGGCAGUGCGUCUCCUCUGUCCGAGGCUCAUGGCGCUGCACAGCGUAGACGCGCGUUGCCAGGCAAGGUACACUCGCGAGAGCCAGUCAGCACUACGGGUCCAAAGGGCCUGGCGUGGGCACCGCGUGAUCCGCGUGCUGCGCGACUUGGUCUCCAAGCAAAUCGCCGCUUUUCGCAUCCAGCGUUUCAUGAGGGAGUGGAGGAAGCACGGGUUCAUCCUCGCCCUACGACUGGCCGCUAUCAGCGCGCUAGAACUCAGGCAGGUGGUGCGUAGGCGUCGAUCGAGAUCUUGGGUGUGGCAUGAGCGGAGGGCGGCAUGGGUCGAUGGAGAGGCAACACUCGCCCGAAUUCACGCGCCACCCAAGCUAGGCACAAAUUACACGAAGGCCAUGGGCCUGACCGCCCAAGCGGCCGCUGCGGACCGGCUUCAAGCGCUGGCCGCGUCGGCGGAAGCCGUGCAGCGAGCGGCUCGCGCCCUGAUCGCGCACCGCAGGGUUUCCAGGCGGAAGGAGGCGAUCGCCGCUCUCCAGGCUUUCUUCCGGGGAUGCCGGUUGCGGUGGGCCCUGUCUGCGGCCUUCGAGGAGAGCUUACGGAUAGAAUCUGUCGCUCGUGAUCUGCGACAACAGCGGGACUGUGGUGAUGGGGGUCGUGAAGAAGGUGCCCACACUUGCGAGGAAGGAGUUAAGCCAGGUCUUGAUCCUGAAGGCGUAGGCAACACCGACCGUGAAGGUAAGCGUGGUCUGUCAGCAACGUCGCUGCGGCCCCGGCACGGGGAUGGAUGUAAGCCGCAUAAGGAUACCUUCGGGGGGUACAAUGCCCCUCCCAACGUGCAACUGGGCGUUAUCACACGGCGCAACCUCCCCAUGGAUGUGAGCUGUGCUAAGGGUUUCCGCCCGCCGAACCUCGCGGCCUUCUUGUGGGAAAGUCGCGAGGAUGCGUACGGCUCGCGCUGUGCCGACGACGGCGCGGACGACAACACAGCGCUCCUGGCCCCACACCUCGGCAAGGAAAAGGAGAGCCCCCGUUCUUACGUGGACGCUGCUGUUGCCCGAAGUAGCCAUGGUCACGACCAUGCGGUGUUCGUAGCAUCCGCCACCGCGGUAGCUUCCUCGGCCUGCCGAGAGGACCUUGCCCGCAUGGGGUCGGAACAAAACGAGGUGGAUCUAGGCGAUUGCUUGUCGGAUCAACACGGGGGCGGUCGGCCGCCGGCGUUCGAUGAGUUGCCGGCUUCGCCGGUGUCGGCGCUCCCGCUCCUGCAACCCCCACGUUGGGUGCCGGCGACCGUAGCCCCGGAAGGAGCCUUCCACCGCGCGCUGGCGUGUUCGACGCUGAUCGUGAGCAGCCCUUCGUUCGACUCAGCCAGCGCCCGUCGUCUCUUCUCGCGGAUGGGGAAGCCGAUGCCCGCCGCCUCCCCGCCCAGAGAUGAACCCCAACAAGAGACUGACGACGUCAAAGGCAUGGCGGCUGGAGUAAGAAGGGGACAAGUUGAUCUGAACCUAACACACGGAGAGGAAAAAGAGAGACUAAUAAAACAUCCUACAGGGUGUCUUUACGCCAAUGGCCUCGAACACAUUUUGUUGCUGGGCGAGUCUCCGAUCGGCGAUGGGGGGUUGUCGGAGCUCAGCUCGGCGGUGCGAUGUGGCUGGUUGCCUAGGCUCACCACGCUAGUGAUCGGAGGGCCCGGGUGUAAGGUGGGGCCGCGCGGGGUGGCGGCCCUGGCGACAGCCUUGUCAACUUCCGGCUGUUCGCAGCUCCAGCAUCUGUCCAUGAGCAACUGUUGCCUCGGGCGGCCGAAGGGACGCCGUCGACGCCAUCACCACGGCCGCAAGACUUCGUCGUCAAACCUGGCGUCAGUCUCGGCGGAGAAGGCGGCGGCAGAAGCCCACGCCGCUUGGGACUGCUUUUUCCGGCACUUGCAGCGCCUGCCGUCACUGGCAACACUGUCGAUCCAGGACGCCGGCUUGGAGAACCGCGACGUCCGGUCCCUGUCCAUAGCCCUGCAGAUACUGCCGGCUGAUCGACUGCGGUGCCUCCGGCUAAACGGGAACUGCGUCGGAGAGUCAGGGUUAAGGAUGUUGUUGACGGCGCUAAGGUCGAGGAGAAGGCGGCUACCGGCCUUGUGGUUGAGGAGGCAAAGGCCGGCGCUCGUGGAGAGCGGGGCACGGGAAAUUUUCGAGAGAGCGUUUCGAGAUGGGCUGUUUGCAGAGGUUAAGAGAGUUCCACAUCCAAUGAAUAUUGAGAGAAUAGAAGGGAAAUUCCGCGCUGCGAAUAGAAACACAUGGUGGUUGGUGGAAUUCGAGCGACCGUUCGAAGUCAUGGGCGGAAGGUCGCACCUCGCGCUGAUAGAGCGUACAACCGAGACAGAGGAUCUCGGGAGGCGCGCCCUAAAGCACCCAACAAGUCAUAUAUACAUCUAA